Dendronephthya gigantea is the source of this 773-nucleotide messenger RNA. RefSeq names its product collagen triple helix repeat-containing protein 1-like. The record is from RefSeq and is a predicted model, not a curated record. NCBI's taxonomy places the organism in Eukaryota, Metazoa, Cnidaria, Anthozoa, Malacalcyonacea, Nephtheidae. Bases 34 to 681 code for a protein of 215 amino acids. The transcript has 3 exons.
UUCUGCAGUACAGUAGACAACGCUCUCAUCAGAAUGGAGCCUACGCUUUUCAUUUUAUGUUGGGUAGUCAAUAUUGGAAUGACAUUUGCAAACACCUCGGGCACAUCUCAGAACUCGCAGAUUUCCUGUGGUAGCACAUGUGCUGGUGUACCAGGUAUUCCUGGCAUUCCAGGCCAACCUGGAAGGGAUGGCUUGCCAGGAAUCCGUGGAAACGAUGGCGCGAAGGGUGAGCCUGGAGAAAGAGGAAAUUAUAGUUGUGAUUGUGAAACUAAGUCUAACUGGAAGCAAUGCGCCUGGAGAAGAAAUUAUGAAACCGACGUAGGAUUUAUCAGAAGUUGCUCUUUCAACAAAGAGCAUAGUCACACCUCACUGCGCGUUUUCUUCUCGGGAAAUCUUCGUGUUACCUUUAAUAACCAAUGCAAGCGAUGGUAUUUUACAUUCAAUGGGGAGGAGUGCAGCAACCCAAUGACUAUUGAUGGCUCGUUGUACAACGCGAGAUCAGGUGAAUACCCUCACCGUCAUCGCCAUUUUGAAGGUUACUGUGACCAACUUCCAAGAGGAGCAAUAAGCGUUGGUUUAUGGGUCGCAAACUGUGCUGGGUAUGGAGACGCGGAUGCACACACUGGCUACAGAGAUAUAUCACGAAUUGUAAUUGAAGAGGUUCCACCACCUCAAACAUAGAACGAAUAAUUCAAUAGAUACCUCGGAAAAUGACAAAAACCGAAUAAAACAAAUAUGUAUCCAUCCUAUUCAAGCGUAAAAUUUAGAGAUAU